Molecule: messenger RNA, 1641 nt
Organism: Maudiozyma barnettii
Lineage: Eukaryota; Fungi; Ascomycota; Saccharomycetes; Saccharomycetales; Saccharomycetaceae
Gene: ORC4
Product: origin recognition complex subunit 4
Exons: 1
Coding region: 1-1641 (546 amino acids)
Biological process (GO): DNA replication; DNA replication initiation
Cellular component (GO): nucleus; nuclear origin of replication recognition complex
Molecular function (GO): DNA replication origin binding
Source: RefSeq, a predicted model, not a curated record
AUGUCAGAAUCAAAUGAAGAAAUGAACCAGGAUCAAAAAAAAGAUGUUUUCUUUGAAACAUCACCUGCAAUUGGAAGUAAAGAUGGGAUAGCGACAUUAGAAUCAAAUAAAAGGAACCUUGAAGAAGAUAGCCUUGAAAAUAAUAAAAAUAAAUUAUCAAAAAUAAAUUCGCACAAUAAUAGUCAUACUACAGAAAUAACGGAUUCACAUUUUAUAGAUUUCAAGAUUCGUUUAUUACGUCAUAUCAAUCAGACAUUGCCCUAUGAAGAAACCAAAAUAUAUUCCUAUCUAACAGAAACAAGGCAAGAAGUAUCUAGAAUUUUAAAACAAUCAAUCAUCCAAAAGGAGAGCCAUUCGGCUAUUAUGGUGGGACCUAGAAACAGCUAUAAAUCGUCUUUAAUAAAUAAUGAAUUACGAUAUUUAUCGCAGGAUCAUUCGGAUCAAUUUAUCGUUGUUAGAUUGAAUGGGUUAAUACACUCUGAGCAAACAGCUAUUAAAAGUAUCGCAUUACAACUUGAAUUAGAACUGAAAAGAUUGAACCAGGACCAGACAACUUCCGCAGAUGAUAGUAUCGAUGUUAGUACUGGGUCAUUGACAGAGAUUUUUGAGAAGAUUUUGAAAUUGCUAGACGCAACCAAAACACAUGAAAAUAAGGAUGGCAGUGAAUCUGCGAAAGUUUCAGUUGUUUUUGUGUUCGAUGAAAUUGAUACAUUUGCAGGACCUGUUAGACAAACUCUACUUUACAAUUUAUUUGAUAUGGUUGAACAUUCUGUAGUGCCUGUAUGUAUCAUUGGAACAACAACCAAACUAAACAUAUCAGAAUUCUUGGAGAAAAGAGUUAGGAGUCGUUUCUCACAGAGGGUAAUAUAUGUUCCUGAACCUAAUGAUUUAGAUGAUUUUGUUAUUGCUUCAGGGGAAAGUUUAUCGCCUAUGAUUCCUCGAACCUCUGAUGAUGAAGUUGUAUAUCUUAAGAAAUGGAAUGAUAAAAUAGACAUUCUCUUAAAAGAUGAGUCAUCUCCGUUAUUCUUGGAAGUACAUAGAAAUUAUGAAACAUUCAAAUCUCAAACGGUUUUUAGAAAUAGUCUUCUCCCAUUAGUAAGUGGAUGUUCAAAUUUUGAAGAAUUACAAGAUGCAAUUACAACUUGUAAAGCAAUAACUAAUUAUUCAAUAAAUCAAUACCAAAAUGAUAGUACAGCAAUAGUGCAAACUUUAUCUGAUUUGGAAUUGGUCAUAUUAAUUGCGGCUGCAAGAACCAUUCUGAAGAGUAGGGAUGAAAGUACAAACUUCAAUAUAACUUAUGUUGAAUAUUCAAACAUAAUUAAAUCAUUAAAUGCCAGAAUUCCUUCAACCAAUAAUUUAAAUUCCACAACAGAUAAAAUCCUAGAUAAUUUAAUAAAGUUGUGGAGUAAAGAAGAUGUGAAAAAUGUUUGGGAAACGUUACAAGAAUUCAAAUUCCUCACUGAGAAAGGUGCAAUGGGUUUAAGAGAGUCAUCUCUUGCUGUGUUUUACGCAAGUAAUUAUCUGAUCCAAACGACUACAAUACCCUUUGACCUUAGAACAUAUAAUAUGCAGAUCACCCUUCAUGAUCUAAGGGGUGUAGUAUCAAAAUCAUCUAUGUUUUAUCCUUGGACGCAAUUAUAG